CCGCUCGAAGGGUGGCGCAAAGGCAUGGUCGAGAAACUUUUGAGUGAUAGAGAUUACCGUAAACGUUUGAAUAUUUGUUAUUUAACAAAUAUUUGUCUAAUAAUUUCUUAUUUAAGAGUCAUUAAAUAUGUAAUAAAAUUUGAACUUUAGACUUUAGACCGGAGUAUGUAUACAGCUAUUGCUGGGAAAAAUUAAUGUAAAAAUGUGAAAAUAUAAAAAGAUUCUACAUUUUUUCAGUGAAUUUCAAACACGAGGUUCAAGUGUUUGUACAUAUUUUAUAGUGCAUUGCGUAGUGAGAAUUACAGAAGCGACUAAACUUACUAAGAAAUCCUUAUUGGCCACAGCCUAGUGAAUUUGGUCAUUUUGACAUGCGUCAUUUCUAUAAGAGUCACUAGUGUUUAGGUUGGUUUAGGUUUUCUGCUUGCAUCCAUUUGCAGACGCACGUGUUUACCGUCGCGCGUGGUUUAGCUUUUCAUAAGUGACUGAUAAAUAGAUCCCGAUUUAUUUAAAACAAUAAAUUUAUUCUCUCUCUCUGAAUAUCAGAUAUAACAAUGAGCAGAGUUAAUCUCAAAGAAGCUUUCGAAGUAGAAAGCAAACAUGGAGCGUUUUAUACCGGUGGAGAUAUACAGUGGAGUGCAGACGGAGAAUACUUAUUCUGUCAAAGAAAUAAUACUGUCUCUGUACUAUCGCUAAGCAAAGGCUCUGUAAUAUCAUCGUUAGGUGAAGUGGAUAGUAACGUAGAAACGGAUACAAUAAAUUGUUUUACUCUUAUUGACGAUGACAAUAUAAUCUCCCAUCACAAAAGUGGAUUAUUCAAAUCAUGGGAUUGGAAAGCUAAUAAAUUGACAAAAUUAUGGAAAUCGAUCCAUAAAGGACCUGUAGUUCAAAUAGUUCAUUCAGGAAAUUUACUGGCAUCUGGUGGCAGUGAUGGUUCUAUCAGGUUAUGGAACUUGCAGCAUCACGCUUGCACACAUAAUCUCAAAGGAGUGCAAGGAGUAAUUAGUACAUUGAAAUUUCAUCCAGAUACUGAGAAGAAACUUAUUUUUGGUGCUGGCGAUGACACAAAGAUUCAUGGUUGGGAUACCGUUACUGGCCAAGAAAAAGUUACUCUCUCUGGACACUUUAGUAAAGUUACAUCGCUUAACUUUCACGAAAAUGGAAAUUACUUGAUUAGUUCGGGGAGAGACAGAGUACUGAUCUUGUGGGACAUCCCAUCUGGAACAUCGGUACGCGUUCUGCCAGUCUACGAAGGAAUAGAAGGAGCGUUCAUGAUAUCUGUUAAUAAUUUACCAGCGUUUGUCAAUGUUCGUAAAAAGGAUGGUGUAUACGUUGCCUCGGCUGGUGAGAAAGGUACCGUCAAAAUCUGGGAAAUGAAGACAGGCAGGCAGAUCUACGAGCAAGACAACUCCUUGGUUCCACCGGCUAAAGAAGAGGGAAGUUUAUCGAUCACAUAUUUACUCUACAACAGCACCCAUAACGCCUUUGCGGUGGUAUCCGUCGAUCACAACAUCAUCAUUUAUUCAUUAGAGUUGUUCGAGUGCAGAAAGCAGUUGGUGGGUUACAGUGACGAGAUUUUGGACGUUGCGUAUCUGGGAGCUAACGACAGUCACAUCGCACUUGCGACCAACAGUUGCGACAUAAAACUUUACGAAAUCGCCACUAUGAAUUGUCAGUUGUUGUGCGGCCAUACCGAUAGCGUUCUGGCUCUCGCGACGAGCCCAGCGAAUGUAAAUCUGCUCGUGUCUUCAUCCAAGGACAACAGUGUUCGCGUAUGGCUGCUGGACAAGAAAACAUCAGGAAUGUCUUGCAUCGGACAUGCUGUUCGACACACAGCACCUAUCAGUUCUGUUGCUAUAUCUCAAAUGUCGACCAAAUUCUUUGCCACCGUCGCUCAAGAUUCGUGCCUGAAGUUGUGGGAACUGUCGGACGACCUCGAGUCAUGCGAUCAAAAGUUACCGUUAAACUCGACGCACGUAACAGCGGCCCAUGAACAAGAGAUAAAUUGCGUGACCAUUUCACCGCGCGAUAACUUUAUCGCCACGGCAUCACAGGACAAGACUGCUAUGUUGUGGCGUGCCGAUAAUUUGCAAUUACACGGUACGUUACGCGGUCAUCGGAGAGGCGUGUGGUGCGUGCGGUUCUCGCCGGUCGAUCAAGUGCUCUUAACGACGUCCGCCGAUUGCACGUUGAGACUGUGGUCCGUGACGGAACUCAACUGUCUGAAGACGUUCGAAGGGCACGAGUCCUCUGUUCUAAGAGGAGAAUUUCUGUCUGGUGGCAUGCAGCUGAUCACGUCGGGCGGAGAUGGUCUCCUAAAAUUGUGGAACAUUAAAACGUCCGAGUGCAUGUCCACUUUGGACCAACACGAAAGUCACGUUUGGGCGCUUGCAGUUACCAAGGAUCAACAACAUAUCAUCAGUGGUGGUAGCGAUUCAUUGUUAAUAAUCUGGAAAGACGUAACGGAAGAGAGAAAAGCACGGAUCACAUUGGAAAAGGAGCAGCUUGCGCUCGAAGAGCAAAAACUGGCCAAUUUACUGAAAGCUGAUGAGCUUCAGGCCGCGUUACGAUUGGCUCUAAAAUUGGAGCGGCCGCUACAAGUCCUCAAGAUUGUAGAAGCUAUACUAAAGAGGGGAAACGAUAAUUUCGUAGAAAUAAUAAAGGAAUUGAAACCAGUUCGCAAAGAGGCGUUACUAAGGUGUGCUGUUACAUGGAACAUGAAUAGCCGAAAUUCACACAUCGCUCAGAUAGUUAUCAAUUCCUUAAUAACAGAGAUCGGUACACAGGAACUGCAGAUGUCAGGUUUAUCUUCCACUCUCGAAGCUAUGCUACCUUACACCGACAGGCACUUCAAAAGGUUAACGAAACUUUUACAGGAUCUCCACUUGUUAACGUAUACUAUUAAUCGCAUGAAACCCGACAUCGUAUCAAUUGGUACUAAAUGAUAAUAUAUACUGUGUAUAUAUUAUUGCAUAUUUUAUUAUAUCAUGAUACGUAAACAUGUGUAAAUAAAUUGUACAGAUGAUCUUACAUUUAACUUUUAUUUUAUACAAUUUUGUUCACUAAAUUUACUAAACCAUUAC
Messenger RNA from Ooceraea biroi (clonal raider ant), 3080 nucleotides. RefSeq names its product transducin beta-like protein 3. NCBI's taxonomy places the organism in Eukaryota, Metazoa, Arthropoda, Insecta, Hymenoptera, Formicidae. Gene Ontology annotation, molecular function: U3 snoRNA binding; protein binding. Gene Ontology annotation, biological process: endonucleolytic cleavage in 5'-ETS of tricistronic rRNA transcript (SSU-rRNA, 5.8S rRNA, LSU-rRNA); endonucleolytic cleavage to generate mature 5'-end of SSU-rRNA from (SSU-rRNA, 5.8S rRNA, LSU-rRNA). The record is from RefSeq and is a predicted model, not a curated record. Gene Ontology annotation, cellular component: 90S preribosome; small-subunit processome; nucleolus.